CAUUAAAGAGCCCGAGCUGACUGGUGACUGUAGGUCGAGUCUGGGAGAGGGGCAGCCUGGAAUGGACUAUCCUACGUAAACGUUAGCUGAGGAGAUAUGUCAUUUUAAUUGGUGCUUUAACUCUAUAGCAUAGCAGUGUGUUAAUAACGCACAUAACACUUUACAUAUGCUUCGAGGUUUGCCUUAAUGUAUUACCGUAUUAAAGUGGUGCUGUUAACUAUAUUUAAAAGAAAUACAUGGAUCAGCAGUGUCUUGCAAAGGUGGAGUAUUAUUAGCAAUCCAGGCAGUGCAACUGUCCUUCUGUUGUCUUGGCAAAGUGCAAAAAUGAAGUCAUAGGCCACUGUAUCCUGAAUCUACAAGUAAAAAAAAAAAAAAAAAAAAAAGAACUAGAGUUAGAAGCUCCAGCAAAGAACUGCUGCCUGAUGCCCAUGACUGCGCCCCCAUUUCCCCGCCUCCAUACCCUCGUCCAGCUGAAAUAUGCCCCGCCGUCCCAAGCCUUCCAGGAAAACUCGGCCUCGGGGGAGGACUGUGGGGAAGAAGGAAACCCGGCCUGUAUCCAAGAGGCGCACCUGUAACUCCAGCAAGCCCCGUGGGAAGACCGUGCAGAAGAAGGCUAAGGAGACGGGGAGAUCUGCAGCAAGGAGCCAGCCGACUAAAGGGCAGCAGGGCAGUCGUCUCAGGAAACUCGCUAACGAGGGCAGUGCCAGAGCUUCAGGGUCAAUACGGCUUAGGUGCUCUCAAGAUCCACUGGCCCAGUACGGUUUAUCUGAAGACCUCUAUGGUCGAAGGAAGUCUCUUCGCGGCACCUCAGUUUUCCAGUGCCUCCCACCAGCCCUGCUUCCCAACAGACGGAACCGGGCCGCUAGUGGGCGGGGUCAGCUGGGUGGAGUUCAGAAAGGGCGGCGCAACCCGGAACAUGAUUCUGCAGCUAGGUGUGAGGAGCAGGGGGCGGAGGUGUCUGUCCCGGGCAGCCAGGGCCAUCCUGUAAUUCCCCCCGUUGAGCAGGUCGCUGAGGAGCCUGCUGAGGACGGGAUGCCUCCUUCCGGUGAGGAGAAUGAGCCUCUGUGCUCGAUGAGCACGAGUGCAGAAGCUAAACCUAGUGAUGCUGCUCCUGAGUGCACAGAUCAGGACCAAACCAUGUCAAUACAGUCGGUGCUCACUGUGGAGGUGGGGCACACUGCUGAUCUAAGUCCCCAGUGCCCAAUAGAACCAGCUCUCCCAGACUCGUCCGUCAUGGAGACCUCAAAAGAAGAGGAGGACUUGAACCAAGGUGCUGAAACGCAGGAAGAGGUGUGCUCUGUUUUGUUGCUUGUCGACGAUCAGGUACCCCAAGUCACUCCUGUGAGUCCAAAGCCGGCGAAUGUGCCGCCGCAGGUCUGUGCAAUAGUAGACCACUACCCUACACCUCAAGAGACCAAGAGCCAAGAAACGGGACUCCACAUCUUGGCUCAGUGCAUCGAAGAGACCAAAGAAUACUCCGGAAAUUUCGAGCCGUUAGUGGGACCCAACACGGAUGCAGAGGCUCCAUCACUCCUCUUCCCUGGAUCAGAAGUCAGCAGCCUCACGUCAGGCUCAGACUCUAUGCCAAAGAUGACCCUUAGUCUUGAGAGCAAGCUCUCCUGCAGCUCCGAAAGCAACCCGUCCUGGUUUGAUACAGAGUCUGAGCUGGGCUGCCCCAAUCUCCUGGAUCUGGAGGCUCCAGCCUCAUUCCUGGGGUUGGAGCAGGAGAGGAAGAGGAAGGAGAGGAAGAAGAGGAGCCGAUGUGGGGCCUGCGAACCGUGCCUGCGCAAGGACAGCUGCGGGGCCUGCAGCUGCUGCCUCAACCGCAAGACCGGCCAUCAGAUCUGCAAACUGAGGAAGUGCCUGGAGCUGAGGAAGAAGCCCUCUGCUCUGUCAUUGGCUGAGUUGGGGUGCAAGGAUAUUGCCAAACCACGGAAAAAGAGACGAGUUUCCAAGGGUGAGCUGGAGAAAGCCUCGGUCAAUGGCACAAAACCACACCAGAUGGAAGAUUCCUGGCCGUUCCCAGAAUAUGUGCAGGCCUCGAAGGUCAUCGCAGACCCCCCAGGAGUUAGAUACUCACGGGAUGAUGUGGCACUUCCUCUGGAGACGGGACCCAGGACCGGAGACGACGUCAGCCAGCUCCUCCUUCAGCACGUCAGCGGGGUCCCUCACCAGGAUCCAGGAGAUAUGAAACCAAAUGGUGGUGCCUGUGUGGACCUGCCCUCUGCACCCCAAAGAACUUUUUCCAUGCAGCAUAGUUUCGGCUCAAAUUCAAAACCCGCCUCGGCGACAGACUCAGCCUCCCCCCCAAAAAAGAUCAAGAUGGAGGAGCCGUGUGCAUGGGCGGGCGAACAGUCUGUUAGGGACUCGGGGAGCAGUGAUGGAUUUGAGGAUGCCCUAUCCACACUGGCAGCUGUCGUUUGCUUCUCGAUUUCGAAUAAGGAGGAGCAGCUCUAUAGCCCUCAUUCUCCCACAGUGUGCACUUUGAAGAAAGAACCAGAGGAAAUCUUUAGCAAUGCUUGCCCUAAAAAUGCUACUACCACUCCCACUCAGCUAAUCGCUGACCCUGCCCUUGGGAGAGAUGCUCAAAGGCUCUCUUUGCAAAGCGUGCAGUCCUUGGUCAAGCAAAGACACAUCAGUAUUGAGCAAGCUAUUGCUAUCGAGGCCCUAACCCAACUUGCAGUAGCACCCCUAAUGACCCCCUCACAAGCACUUGACCAGGGCCAGCCCCACGAAUACAGGCACUCAUCAAGUUUGGCUUCAAGUACAGACUUAGAUCCACAGCAGAGCAAGUUGGCAUCAGAUACUAUUUCAUACAAAGUGCCAGUAAUCAGCACACCAUCAAACCAAACCUCUGUCAUCCAAUCUCCAUUAAGUAAGCAAAAUAACUUCACCAACAGCUCACACAGCCUUUCCACAAUAGGCAAGCUGUCCUUGCAGGACCUCUUAGAGGCCAGCUCAGAAGCGGAAAGGAUGUCAUCAUGUAUCAACUGUGAAAAGCACUUCCAUAACCAGGACCAAGAUCUUAACAGGAGAAGUGAGCAUACACUUUGUCGAGUGGAGAGGGUAGACGGCACUUUCGAGGGGCACCAAAAGGAGGAAAGGAUACCGCCACUUAGCAAAGUCACAAGGAAUAAGGACGAGGAGGAGGUGGCAGCUCAGUUGGCACAGCUUGCCUUCAUAAUUGAAUCGAGUCACAAGCAGAGCACUGUAAGCACAGCCCGUCCACUUGCCCCGCAGAGUACAAAGGACCAGAACAUUAAGAACAGCUACCAUUCGCUCCUGCACAAGCCUACCCCCAAGAAGCCCAAAACCACACCUUCCAAGCCCAGAAUUUCAAAGAAAAAGGUCAACGCCAACAAGAGCGAUAACAGCCAUGAGUCCGACUUCCCAAAACGGUUAGCCAGUGGCAAGACCCCUCAUAAGACCAAGGUCCAAAAAGUAUUCCCGCUGCAGAAGGUGACAGGCCACCACAAGAACCUGUUUCCUCCCCAAGCCCAAAUGGACCUUAAAAGAUAUAUAGCAGAAGCUUACCACGAGAGGCAUCAAUUUCAGAAAGGCACCAACCUCUGCAGAGAGCCUGAGAGGCCACCUUUUUCUGGGUCCUGGGUUCAGAACGGUGUCACCUGCAAAAGUCCAAAGCUGGCUGCUUCCAUUGGCUCCCAUGAUGACGGGCGUAUUUGUAAUGUUGACCAAGAUCACGGCCAGAGGAAUGGUCACCCGGAAUCUCCGCUGGCACCGAGAUGUCAGCAUGACUUAAUUACUCAGGUAUCGCAGUCCGAUGAUGUUCUACGUAAUGGUGCUACGCUCCAGGCGGGCUUUACAGAGGCCUGCUUGCCCAGUGAAAUCUCCGACCCCAGGCUUGCGUUUCACGACAGAGCCGUGACUGAGAGCUCUGCAGGAGAUCAGAGACCAGCUUUUCCAGCCAAUGAGGGAUACUGCAAGGUGGAGGCUUCAGGGUCAGUCACUGUCCUGUCCAUUUCAAGUCCCAGCGGCGCAGGAAGUAACCCAACCUUUCCCGGGGAAUCCACUCCCACUAAAAACACUCUUAACAGUUUUCUGGAGUCUCCUCUCAGAUUCUUGGAUACACCAACCAAGAAUUUAAUUGACACCCCAUCGAAAAAAGGCACAAGCCCUUCACACUGCGGUUGCAUGGAGCAAAUAAUUGAAAAAGAAGAAGGGCCAUAUUAUACUCACCUUGGAUCAGGCCCAACUGUGGCAGCUGUGCGGGAAAUGAUGGAAAACAGGUACGGGCAGAAGGGGAACGCUGUGCGGGUGGAGGUGGUGGUGUACACUGGGAAGGAGGGCAGGAGCUCUCAGGGCUGCCCCAUCGCCAAAUGGGUGAUACGCCGCAGCAGUGCUGAGGAGAAGCUGCUGUGCCUGGUGAGGCAGCGGGCGGGGCACUCCUGCCAGGACGCCGUGGUGGUCAUCCUCAUCCUGGCGUGGGAGGGCCUCCCGCGCGCGGUGGCGGACCGGCUCUACGAGGACCUGACCCAAACGCUGUGCAAAUACGGCUCGCCCACCAGCCGGCGCUGCGCCCUCAACGAAGAUCGCACCUGCGCCUGUCAGGGAUUGGACCCGGAAACCUGCGGCGCCUCCUUCUCUUUCGGCUGCUCCUGGAGCAUGUACUUCAACGGCUGCAAGUUCGCCCGCAGCAAGACCCCCCGCAAGUUUCGGCUGCUCGGAGACUACCCACAGGAGGAGGAGAAGCUAGAGAAGAAUCUUCAGAGUCUAGCCACAGACCUGGCCCCUGUUUAUAAGAAGCUUGCCCCAGAAGCCUUUCAGAAUCAGGUGGAGCAGGAGGAUGCGGGGCAGGACUGUCGGCUGGGCCUAAAGGAGGGCAAGCCUUUUUCGGGGGUGACCGCCUGCGUGGACUUCUGUGCUCAUGCACACAAGGACACGCACAACAUGAACAACGGGAGCACCGUGGUAUGCACUUUAACCAAGGAGGACAACCGGGCGGUGCGGAACAUUCCGGAGGACGAGCAGCUGCACGUGCUGCCCCUCUACAAGAUCUCGGAGCGGGACGAGUUUGGCUGCGCGGAGGGCCAGUGGGCCAAGAUGCACUCGGGGGCCCUGCAGGUGCUGACGGCCUUCCCGCGCGAGGUCCGCCUGCUGGCCGAACCCGCGAAGUCCGCCCGCAAGAAGAAGCUGGAGGCGCGCAAGGCCUCCGCCGAGAGGCAGGCCCUCCAGGAGAAGAAGCAGGCCGCCCUGGUCAGGACCAAGGCGGAGAGCGGUUCCAAAAGCAUUUUAGCUGAGCAGGUGCCCUCAUUCAAAAUGGAGCCCCAGACUUACUACAGCCCUUUGAAAUUGCCCAAAACACCUGCCACUGCGCACUGCUUAGCUGAGAAUUACAGUUCUUCUGUCCCGUAUAACGUCAGUAGUCCAUACCCUUUAAUCCCUGCAGCACCCGUCCCCGACGUGGAGGCACUUUCCCCCCUCCAGCCCGGUGUCUCUGGCCCCCCUUAUGGGUAUCUUGGCCUGCCAGGGAGCCACGGAACCAACUACGGAACUCCCUUCCUGCAGUACGGCACCACAGGCCCAGUCGUCAAUGGAUACUCGCUCAGUGUCGGCGAGCAGAACCUGCUUAGCAACCAGCAGCUGGGAGCCGAUUCCGCAGCGUGUUUAAGCUCUCCAGGGGUGGGGGGCUGCCCCCGCGCUCUCAAAAUGGAGGUGGGUGAGGAAGGCUGCCGGUCCUCUUUCCACAGGCCGUCCAGCGAGGGCAGUUCUGAAGACUCCUCCCCAAAAGUCCAAGAGGGCCUCAGAAGCAGGCCCAACGGGUACCACGGGGAGGUCCAGGAUCCUGCCCUGGCCUCGGGCGGCGUCAAAUGCGAGGAGGUGUGGUCGGACAGCGAGCACAACUUCCUGGACGAGGACAUCGGCGGGGUCGCCGUGGCGCCCUCGCACGGCUCCAUCCUGAUCGAGUGCGCCCGGCGGGAGCUGCACGCCACCACGCCCAUCGUCAAGCCCGACCGCAGCCACCCCACCCGCGUCUCGCUCGUCUUCUACCAGCACAAGAACCUGAACGAGGGCGGCCACGGCCUGGCCGUGUGGGAGGCCAAGAUGGCCGAGCGGGCCAGGGAGAGGGAGGAGGAGGCCGAGAGGCUGGGGGCGGGGCUGGGGGGCGUGGGCGGGGCCGAGGCCAGCCCGUCCAAGUCCAAAGCCAAAAAGGCCAGGCCGGGCGGCGGGAACGGCGGGGAGGAGGAGGAGGAGGAGGAGGUCUUCCCCAAGGAGGCGGGUCUCCUGCAGGUCCCCACGCGGCACGCGCCGUCCGUCACGCGGGAUGGGCUGGUCACCGCGUCCCCGUACGCCCUGACCCAAGUCACCGGUCCCUACAGCCGCUGGGCGUGACCCGCCCUGCCGGACCGUACCUCAGUCACCUUACCGCCGUCUGCUCUUCCUCUUUCAUUUUUACUUUCAUCUCAGCUGUCACCAGAAUGAGGGUUUACAGUUUGGGUUUUAACUGUGAGUAUUUCUGUAUCUAUGUAAGUGUGUAUGUGUGUGUGUGUGUGUGUGUGUGCAUAUUCAUGCACAUUAUUUGUGUUUGUUUUGUUUUUGUAACCAGAAUGGUGCUCCAAAACCGAUUUUGAAAAUGUUUUCAACAGGUUUUCUAUACAAAUUGAAAAAGAACAUACAUACCUAGGUGAGAUUAUUUAUUCUGAUCAUUGUCAAAGCUGUUUUUAAUUUAAUCAAGCCUGUUUACUGCAAUUGUGCUGUGUGUCAGCCUACAUGUUGCUUGCAAAGAGUAAACACUCUAAUUUUACAGUGAAACAUUAAUUGUUUACUGUUUGCUCGCAUUGAUGUGCUUUUGGACAUAAGAACCAGUCCCUGGUGCUCUUUUUAUAGGAUGAGUUUUUAAUGAAUAUGGAUUUCAUGUGGUGCCAUUGUUGCAGAAAAAAAUACAUUCAAGAUAAAAGAAAAAUAUGGACAUAUUCUUGUUUUCAUAGGUGAGUUUUUAAUUUUGUUUUGUACUGAAAGACAUGUAGCAUUAUCCUGAAAUAUUCCUUUUCCAACUGUGUUUUGGCUAAUUAUGACAAUGAAGGAAAGGUACUUUAUUUUUAUAUGGUUUUGGAUUUGUUACAUGAGCAUAUUUACAGUGUACAAAGAUGACAUGUUGAAAAGCACUUUCUUAUUUUUAAAGCAUAACUUGAAAUAGAUCAACUUCAAAUCUGUACUGAUAGAGAUUGGGCGAGGCCCACGUACCUGAUCCAUGUCUUCUUUUCACUGUCCGUGUCGCUUUGUGGUGUACAAUAUUCAGCGGUUUCUCCUCACAUUUGUAAUAGCUGACUACCAACACGACGUGCUGUUUGAAGCAAUAAUUGUGUAACGUCAUGUACCGCAUUCAGAGAUGCAGGACUUCUAAAAUUGGUCAUUUAAAUCACACAAAGCGAUUCCCUUUCCUCAAAGAAGCUUUGAAAAUUCCCAGACCAUGAGAUCAUGGGCUAAAUGCAAAGCUUGACAGUCCGUCUUUGGAUGUAAUUACAUUGCGGUUCGACAGAUGAUGGGUGAUUACCCCUGAGCAGGAUCACUCCUCAUACUCGGGCUGGUCUUUCACCAGCACGAUCGCAAUCACGGAUUUUACGUGGGUUUAAACUCGCUUUUGUAUCAUGGAUUACUCAUGCAGAGCAUCCCUGUACAGUUUGUGCCAGGUAGGGUUUAUGACACAGCCAGGCAACUGCUCCCGAGGUUAACCAAUGACCUGACUCGAAUGGCUCUGUCCUCAGGGGGGCUACGAGUCAUAUGGUCACAUGGUAAAGGUGUAUGACGCAGGUGUAGGGCAUGUAGUGAACCCUCCUUUUUCUCUGCAGAAGUGUGGGGGAUCUACAGGUUGGCGUGUGUGCCACAAUCAAAAGACCCCCCAACAAGCUAGCUUAUAGCCUCCAGAUGAUUUUUUAAAAUGUUUGUAGCAACACAGGGAUUGUUGCUCCUUGACCCUUUCUUUGGUCCUUGCAAACAUCUCAAAGCAUCCAUGGGGGAAGAAAGUGCUGUGCUAUAUGUAACUAUGAAAUCUAAUUCUGUUUUGCUUUUUGAGUUGAUUUAAAUUUUUUUAAAUGUAAAGUUUACAGGCAUUCUGUCACAGGGCUUUUUGGACCUUUGCUCGCAUUUAAGACCUGAGUUGAAUUCUUUUUAAGCAUGUAUUUUGCUUUUUAUCUUGGUGCUACAAUAUAUGGUGCACAAAGUUGUUCUUCUAAAUAAGCUUUUGUUUGCCAUUCACAUUAACGGUGCUUGCUACCAAAAGAUUGCCGAUUUAUUUCUCCAGCAGAAAUGGAGCGUAAGCUUUGUACUGCACAUGCUCUGUCUGGACUGUGUUCAGAACAGCAGUGUUCAGAUCAUUCUACCUGGUCUUUGAAGCUUAACAGCGACAAGAACAACAACAAAGGCACAACUACACGUGAAAACCUUGAAGUCCCUGAGCUGUAAUCCUUUAAUCCAGAAGCCUGCCUUAUGUGGCUUCAUUCAGUUCCGCAUAAUGAAACACAUUGCCGGGUCUUUCAGCUGGAGAGCAUAACGCCAGAUAGAGGUGGAGUUGGAGUAUGUCAGAGGAGGAAGAGUGUAGGAAUGUUAAAAUCAGAAGAGAAGUGAUCUUGUAUCGCAGGCAUGUGUGGAGGUUGGCAGCUUUUACUGGUGCUGACUACCGCUUUUUCUGCAACACUGUUUCAUGUUAAAGGGAGUUAAACGGUGCAAAAGGGAGAGAGCGCCUUACCUCACACCGCUGCCUGAAUAAUGGCUUAACACGCCUGUGGCAGUCGGUCCGCCGGAGAGGCG
Molecule: messenger RNA, 8766 nt
Organism: Anguilla anguilla (European eel)
Lineage: Eukaryota; Metazoa; Chordata; Actinopteri; Anguilliformes; Anguillidae
Gene: tet1
Product: tet methylcytosine dioxygenase 1
Exons: 12
Coding region: 478-6351 (1957 amino acids)
Biological process (GO): oxidative demethylation; positive regulation of transcription by RNA polymerase II
Cellular component (GO): nucleus
Molecular function (GO): DNA binding; DNA 5-methylcytosine dioxygenase activity; zinc ion binding
Source: RefSeq, a predicted model, not a curated record